This is a messenger RNA of Myxocyprinus asiaticus (Chinese sucker), 3201 nucleotides long. Its product is annotated as cytohesin-interacting protein-like. The record is from RefSeq and is a predicted model, not a curated record. The transcript is spliced from 8 exons. Gene Ontology annotation, molecular function: protein binding. Bases 234 to 1262 code for a protein of 342 amino acids. NCBI's taxonomy places the organism in Eukaryota, Metazoa, Chordata, Actinopteri, Cypriniformes, Catostomidae.
GAGGAAACAGACAGAUUGCUGUCCACACCACACCAGAUGAAAGUGAAGAAAAUGAAAGAUUAGAUGAGAACAGGAACAACGGAAGACACAGGUCAACACAUACCCACACACUGACAGUCACUAUGUCUGUUCCUGGCGUUCACGUGGUGUGUGUAUAUCCGCUGUGUAUACUCUAGAUGGGUUACACUGAAGUCUGCAGUAGGAUGCUGGGGUUCUUUGAAUAAGGAGCCAUCAUGACCUCCAAUAAUUACUUUAAAGUACCUUUGAGGCAGCAGAGCAGCCUGGACAUACUAGAUGGAUCUCAGAAGAAGAAAAGCACGCUGUGGCGAAGACGCUCUUUCAACAAUGCCAAAAAUUCGAACAGUGAAGAGACCAAAGCCGGGACAUUAUCAUGGGCACGCAGUCAGGUGAGCAGAACACACUCUACAUCUCUAGUGGAUUAUACUGAUCCUCAGAGAACAAUGAUUAUAUUGGAGAAACAGGACAAUGAAGCCUUUGGAUUUGAAGUUCAGACGUAUGGUCUAAAGGUCAAGAACAGCAGUAUGGUGGAGAUGUGCACGUUUGUUUGCAGUGUGCAGGAUGUCAGCGCAGCAGAAGCUGCAGGUUUGACCGCCGGUGACAUCAUUUUGUCAGUAAAUGGAGUCAGUAUUGAGGGAUCUACACACCAGCACAUUAUUAAGUUGAUUCAAGAAUCAACUAACAUACUAAAGUUGGAGACCGUCAGUGGGAGUGUAGUGAAAAGAAUUGAAUUAGAGAAAAAGAUGCGCUACCUUAAGCAAACUCUUCGUGAGAAAUGGGUGGAACUGCAAUCUCUCACACUGCAGGAAAAGCGGCUUACACGAGGUAAUUUGAAUGAGAGUGCCCUGCACCCAUCUGUGGACUCUCUGAUAUCUCUCUCAUCUCCCACGGGUCGCUUUGGCCAGCGCUUCUCCAGCGACAGCAGUUGCCGCAGCAUUAUGACAGACGACAGUGAGGACGGAGCAUUCACGUCAUCUGUGUUCGACGACUCGAGUCCGUUCAGCCCCAUGGAAAACGCAGACUUCUUCCAGCUGGAGGGAGGGCCAUCAAGAGCCCUGACCCGAACACGUAGCAUCAGCCUUACGAGCAGUAAUAGUUCAUUUUCCCCGAGCUGGGACAAUUCAUCAUCAUCAUCCAUGUUUGGGACGCUGCCGAGGCGAGGCAGAAAAGGAAGCGUACGCAAGCACCUUCUGAAGUUCUUACCUGGACUGAAGCACUCCGUAGAGGAAGAGGAGGCCAGUUGAAAAAUCAUUUACACCACCAAUAACUGUUGUUCGACUGAUUCCUUAGUAAGGACAUUGGGCAGUACAAGGUUCAUGCUAACUAGCACGGUGCACAAUCUUGGGGACAUUCAUGACUUUCCUGCUGUAGAUUGUAGAGACUCACAUGAGCAUUACAGACAGUCAUUUGUGUCAGUAUUUCUGGACCAAAAGCAUUAUCGUUUCUCAAAGAUUCAGCACUGUAAUCAACAACUUGCAUUAACAACCUUAGGAACGUGUAUGCCAAAAAGAAACCGCGCAAAAUGCUUCCGCUGCCCUAAUUCAGUGGUUUACACUUCAGUCCUGCACACUGUUAAAUCUUCUAGUUCCCACUUGAGUUCUGAUGUAACUGAUCAUGGUCUGGUGUAGCAUGUGAAUGAGGUGAGCUGCUUAAAUGGCUGUAGCAUAAUUGUAAGGGUACAAAAGUGUCAGGUUUAAUUCCUUGUAGGGGCAAUCCUAGAAUGGCAGUGUCCAAUCAGCAUUGUGCUUUUGAGCAAGACAGCAAACCUCAGAGGCAAUUAAUAGGUUGAUAAGGAUGUUGUUAAAGUCCCAACCCCUAGGGCUGUCCACUGUCCCGUAUUAGCUGGGACAUCCCGUAUUUUGGCCGAAAUGACGACAUUUAUUGCCUCCAUAUUUCAGCGGCUAAAUUAUUUAGGGGGUCUAACUUUGAAAUGUCAUAUUGAAGCGCCCAAAAUCCUCAAGCUCCCUCAGCCCCUUCUUAGACUUAGCCAUCAAGCAAAACAUAAUUUGCUGUGCAAUAAAACAUCAUGUAUGGAACAGAGGCACUUUACACAAUUUACCUUCUUAUUUCAACUUUUUAACCCUGUUAAUUUCACAUUACCUUAGAUCAAACCUGUUAAACCGUUGACUAUAAAACAGGACUGAUCAAAUAACUAUAGUGAGUGAUUUGAAAGUUGAGGUGAUGUUGUCGUGAGAGGACCGAGAUCAGUCAGAGCUGAGAGUGUGUCAGAGCUCCAAACCGCAGAAGUAGAGCAGAAAACUUCAUAACAGGAUGUGGUGAGAUGAGGUGCUACUUUACCAACUAUUUUUUGCUUUCUUGAAUGAUCCCUUUAACGGAUAGUUUCACUUAAACCUGAAUGUAAAUAAUACAUGCAACAGCACCUCUUAAAUUUGAAAAAUGUGUGUUCAGGGAUGUCAUACAUGGUUUUUGCUUGUGUUGAUGCAGAUGAAUAUAAAAAUGAGAAUGCAAAGGGAGAGAUUUUCUCAGAAAAGCCACUGAGAUGUGAUUUGUCUUCCUGCUGUCGCUGCAAAUCACCUGCACAUAAUACAGUGCAUGUGUUUACAAAGAAAGACUCUGCCCCUGGUUCCCUCCUCUUUAUGUUUCAUUUGAACCCUUUUGUUGGGAUUUCAUAAACAGUAAAAUAUAGAUUGGGCUCCAGGCAUCAUCAUAUUUUGCACAAAAAAAAAUCCACACUGCAUAACGGGCAACUCAGUAAAUCCCACUCUACAGCACACAUAUCCAUGACCCAAUUAAUAUAUAUAUAUAUAUAUAUAUAUAUAUAUAUAUAUAUAUAUAUAUAUAUAUUAAUAAAUGCACCCAAUAAUAAUGAUAUAUUUUCAUUAAUAUAUCACAAUAAAUAUAAUUAAUAAUAAUCAUCAAUUAUUAAAUUAAAAUCCAUUCUUUAUCUAUAGUGUAGUCCCUGUUCUCAGAGUACACAGUAUAUGCACUAUAAUUUCCAAUAAAAACUGUGGUAAUCUUAUAUUUCACCAUUACAUAGUUACUAUGUUGUCAUCUGUUGCUUAGUAAAAAAAUAAAAUAAAACAGAUGUCACAUUUAUUGCAGUUUUUGCGAUGUUCUGCUGGCUAAUUCUCAGGAAAUGGUGCCAUUUGUGUCCCAAUGACUCGCCAUGACUUAUGACUGAUUUACAGUAACUAACAAGACAAAAUACUGUUUAAUGUAUAA